ACCACUGUCCACUUUUCAGCGAUCAGCAGUGCACCGCAGCACUUCUCACUUCCCGCCGACCGCCGCGACCAGCAGCAGCCAACCAGCGGCAGCGACCAGUCCAGGUAUGGUUUUCUUCUCCAAACAAUCUUGGUUAAGCAUCGAUGAGUUGUCAAACCGUUAAUUCAAGUGAGGACAUUUUUGACUCAUCAUUGAAUCUAGAGGACAUUCAUUACAAAGAAGGCUACUCGGUAGGCUAUACGGAUGGCCUAAAUUCUGGUAAAGAUGAAGGCAAACAGGUAGGACUCAAAAAGGGGUUUGAAGUAGGCGAAGAAUUGGGUUUUUACAAAGGUUGUAUUGAUGUAUGGAAUGCUGCUAUCUUAGUAGAUCCAACUUGUUUCUCAUCCCGAGUGCAGAAAAGCAUCAAACAGAUGGAUGAAUUGCUCAAUAAAUACCCCUUCUCUGACCCAGAGAACGAGUCUGCUACCGAUAUUAUUGACUCCUUGAGACUGAAAUUUAGAGCUAUUUGUGCAACGAUGAAUAUUAAACCGGAGUAUGAUGGGUACCCUAAAACCUCUGGGAUCGAUAACUCCGGUUUCUAAUUGGUCUAAUCAUCGAAGGUCUGAUCAGUUACUUCCUUGUAGACUCUAUAAAUUUGCAUUAUCAACUGUCAUUACAUAGCUGUUGGUGUUGAAAAGAUUCAUGCCAGAGAUUAUAUGUAUUUGCUGGUUUUAA
This is a messenger RNA of Solanum verrucosum, 714 nucleotides long. RefSeq lists its product as uncharacterized. Lineage: Eukaryota; Viridiplantae; Streptophyta; Magnoliopsida; Solanales; Solanaceae. The coding region runs from base 144 to 581 and encodes 145 amino acids. The record is from RefSeq and is a predicted model, not a curated record. The transcript is spliced from 2 exons.